GCAGCGGCGCGAUCCAGUCACACAUCAGCGAAGCCGGGCUCGUCCGCCGGCGCGGACCUGAGGUCGCUCGCUCUUUCCUUUCUCCCUUAGGAAACUUCUCGAGCUCGCGCCUCUCCCGGCCCCGCAAGCGCGACUUCUUUUACGCGCCUUCUCUUAGCCCGCUGCCCGAGAGGGAUCCCCUCAGCGGACGCAAAGGGAGCCUUGCUCUUUUUCUCCCACCGAGCCUGGAGGCGAAGGGGAUCGCGCGACCUCGCUCCCCACCCGGGCUGUGCGCGAAGGGGUUUGGGAGAAGCUCCCCUGCCAGGUCUCGGCACGCCCCCGCCGCGGCCAGACUAUUUGUAGGAGUCGCCCAGAGCGGAUCCUCGCGCAGUUGGGCGGCCGGAGGAGGAAUCCAUCCACCACCUCGGGGAAGAAAGCGGGCUUUGAAGCGGGAGGUUUUGUGUGUGGGUGGGGAGAGGAUGUCUCUGGGCUGCGGCCGCGGCUCUGGGAAGAUGCUGCUGCCUCCGUCCGCUCUGCUGCUUGCCCUGGCCGGGCUGCUGGCUUCCUGGGCGCCACUGGCGCGGGGCGCGGCUUGCGAGCCGGUGCGCAUCCCUCUGUGCAAGUCUCUGCCCUGGAAUAUGACCAAGAUGCCUAACCACCUGCACCACAGCACGCAGGCCAACGCCAUCCUGGCCAUGGAGCAGUUCGAAGGGUUGCUGGGCAUCCACUGCAGCCCGGACCUGCUCUUCUUCCUCUGCGCCAUGUACGCGCCCAUCUGCACCCUCGACUUCCAGCACGAGCCCAUCAAGCCUUGCAAGUCCGUCUGCGAGAGGGCCCGGGCCGGUUGCGAACCAGUCCUCAUCAAGUACGGCCACGCCUGGCCGGAUAGCCUGGCUUGCGACGAGCUGCCGGUUUACGACCGAGGGGUCUGCAUUUCCCCCGAGGCGAUCGUCACAGCCGAGGGAUCCGAUUUCCCUAUGGAUUCUAAUAAUGGGAACUGUAGAGGCACCAAUGCCGAGCGCUGCAAAUGCAAGCCUAUAAAAGCUACCCAGAAGACCUACCUUCGGAACAAUUACAACUAUGUUAUUCGGGCUAAAGUUAAGGAAGUAAAAACCAAAUGUCAUGAUGUCACUGCAGUGGUUGAAGUAAAGGAAAUUUUAAAAUCUUCAUUGGUGAACAUUCCUAGGGACACGGUCAAUUUAUAUACAAACUCUGGCUGUCUUUGCCCACCACUUAAUGCUAACGAAGAAUAUAUCAUCAUGGGCUAUGAAGAUGAGGAACGUUCUAGACUACUCUUAGUGGAAGGCUCCAUAGCUGAAAAAUGGAAGGAUCGUCUUGGUAAAAAAGUGAAGCGCUGGGACCAGAAACUCCGUCAUCCUGCCAAAGGCAGAAAUGAACCUGGGCAAAGUGAUUCUGCUCCCAAAUCUGGGAGAAACACCAAUCCACGACAAAGGCGCAACUGAGAUGAAAAAUGCUUUGAGGCCAAAACUAAUCCGUGGACUUGUAUAAAUUAAAAGACUUGCCUUCUUGAAGCAGCAAAAGAGAAAUUGCACUAUUGCACGUUGCCUUUUAUUGUUUACUAUGAGUUCAUUCUGUAGCCAAUGUUAGUUGUUGUUGUUUUUUCUUCCCUUGUUUUUUUGUCUCUUGCAUUGUGCAGGAGUACAGACACUUGGAAAAGAAAGGUAUAUUAUAUUCACAAACAUCUAUCUGUGAAUUACAUUGACAAACAUUUUUCUUUCUUUGAAUGGCCAAAUUGAUUUUAUGAUAAUUGUUUGUAUACAGUUCUUUCGGUCUAGAAUGCCACAAAUACUUUCUUUAUAUGCAUAAACAAGUUGCCUGAAAGGACAUUUUUUUUAAAAAAUGAAUCCAGCAAUUCUUAGGUUGUAUUAAGAAACAUAAUCCAAAUUUCCCUGUAGUUAUAAAGAAGAAUGAGGUAAAUGUGAAGUUUUUUUUUUUUGUUUGUUUGUUUUUGUUUACAUUUAUACCCCGCCCUUCUCCGAAGACUCAGGGCGGCUUACAGUGUAUAAGGCGGCUUACAGUGUAUAAAGUAUAUCAGGACCUCACAUAUUAAGAAAAAUUAAGAUUUUAAUGGGCCUUUUCUAAUAGAAAUAAAACGUCAAAAGGCAAAUAAGUUCUAAAAGUUGUUAUCUGGGAAACACAAACUAUUUUUACAAUUGGCAAGUGGAAAAAUUGAUCAAUUUUAAAGAGUUUGCCCCCUUCUCCUUAUUCAUAUUGAUACUCUUUAUGGCAGGCUAGAUUAUGCAAAGAGAUUAUACCAAGAGAAUCCAGCCUUUUAGAGUAGGUUUGCUAAUAAAUGUCAAUUCCGCUUCAAUAAACCACUUAUAUGAAGCUUUGUUUUAAAACAUUAGCCAUGACAAAGACCGCACCAAGGACUUACUUUUGAAAGUCUUCAUCCUUCUGGGAAAAGUUGUAUAGAAUUGUUAAAAUCGUGCCCAAAGAUGCCCCAUACUUUUCUUCUGUUAACACGUCUCCCUCCUUUUCAUUGUUGCUGCCGAGUCAUAGGAACACAAGCGGUCUUCUUCAGGCCUCCAUCUCAGCGUAGAUCUGCAUUUUAUCAUUUCAGGCUGUCCUUUUGAUUGUAUUUCACUAUCAAUAUGCAACUGGAAUGUUUAAUGGUCAAUGUUAGGGAUCUGGAUGAAUGCUUCUGAGAAAGCUGAAAGGGUGAUCCUUCAGCUAUUAUUGGACUAAAACUUCCUACCAUGUUGACUGUGGACAAUGGGACUCUGAGCCUAACACUGCUGGAGAACCAUAGGAUCUUCACCCUUACCAGUAACAACUAAGAGCAUCAACGUCUUUGCAAUCAGCGGACAUUUUAAAUAACUUACAAUGCGUAUUUCUAUUCAACAAGUGCCAACAGAUCAUCCUAAUGAUCAGAACUUUUAAGUCUUUUGUAGCAGUGCCAAUAGCUUGAAGUUGUAAUUCUUAUCUUUCUCCUUCUCUGAAUUGAAAUAAAACAAUUAUUUUAGCAAAAAAAGAAAUGGCAUGUCUUUCUUUGGCAUGUAAUAGUGUGGUGGUUUCAUUCAGAAAUUAAAUUUAAUUUAAA
Ahaetulla prasina is the source of this 3043-nucleotide messenger RNA. It is a transcript of the gene FRZB, whose product is annotated as frizzled related protein. Gene Ontology annotation, biological process: non-canonical Wnt signaling pathway; canonical Wnt signaling pathway. Gene Ontology annotation, molecular function: Wnt-protein binding. The coding region runs from base 459 to 1442 and encodes 327 amino acids. Gene Ontology annotation, cellular component: cytoplasm. NCBI's taxonomy places the organism in Eukaryota, Metazoa, Chordata, Lepidosauria, Squamata, Colubridae. The transcript has 6 exons. The record is from RefSeq and is a predicted model, not a curated record.